Messenger RNA from Aspergillus brunneoviolaceus CBS 621.78, 8913 nucleotides. RefSeq names its product putative polyketide synthase. The record is from RefSeq and is a predicted model, not a curated record. Gene Ontology annotation, biological process: secondary metabolite biosynthetic process; fatty acid biosynthetic process. NCBI's taxonomy places the organism in Eukaryota, Fungi, Ascomycota, Eurotiomycetes, Eurotiales, Aspergillaceae. Gene Ontology annotation, molecular function: fatty acid synthase activity; oxidoreductase activity. The transcript has 26 exons. Bases 1 to 8913 code for a protein of 2970 amino acids.
AUGUUGAGCCUGGACUACAGCCUUUCGAACCUUCAGGGCAAGACAAUCCUCGUCACGGGCGGUGCCUCGGGCUUUGGAGCCGCCUUUGCCACUCGCUGGGCUGCCGCUGGCGCCCAGGUGAUUGUUGGGGACAUCAAUCCCGCCGGAGAGACGGCCGUGGCGCAGAUUCGCUCCGACUCCUCCAACGACAACGUGCACUUCAUCCAUCUCGACGUCACAUCGUGGGCUUCCCAAGUCAACUUCUUCCGACAAGCGGUGCAGCUCAGCUCGCACGGUGGGAUUGAUGCCGUCGUGGCCAAUGCUGGCGUCAACGAUCGGGACGAGGCGAGACGGCUCGAGUACCCUGCCGUGGAUUACUCGAAUGACCCUACCCCCCCAGCGCCCAGCAUGAAGACGGUCGACAUCAAUCUGACGGGGGUCCUGUAUACGGUCCACCUGGCCCAGUGGUACCUCCCUCGGAACCCCGACUCGCUACCGUGCUCCGAAACCGGGCAGACCGCUCCGCGAGAUCGCCAUAUCCUUCUAGUCGGCUCAACGGCGAGCUUGCACCCGCUCAUCACCCAGGCACCCUACACGAUCACCAAACAUGCGGUCUUGGGUCUGUUCCGGUGCCUACGCGUCACAGCCCCCGUUUCGGGCGGCAUUCGCGUCAACAUCAUCUGCCCCUAUUUCACCGACAUUGGCAUGUUGAAUGGGCCAGGUCGCGUGGUAUUAGCUGGAGUCCCCCUCGGGCAGCCGGAGGAUGUGGUCGAGGCGGCCACGUAUCUCAUGGCCAACCAAAAAUGCAGCGGGCGCUCUCUGGUCACUGGCCCCCGGUUGAAGCUGGACCUCCCCGACCGUGCGUACUUGACCCGGGAUUCUCUCGAGGAGGCGGUGCAGUACACGAUUGCUGCGGGCGAGGAUUCCGAGAAAGGCGUUUGGGAGUGUCAAUUGCACGAUGUGGAGACCACGGACGUCUUCACGGACCGGAUGAUGAAGGCCGUGAAAACAGUGGUGGCUGCUCGGGGAUGGAUUGGCCACCGAGACGAUGACACCGGUUUCCCUGCUCCCGUCCCCAUUGCGAUCGUAGGUAUGGCGAUGAGGCUACCGGGAGGAGUGACCAACGCCAGUGACUUCUGGCAGAUGCUGAUCGACAAAAGAGACGGCCUUUGCCGGGUACCCAGGGAUCGGUACAAUAUCGACGCCUUCUACCAUUGUGACGGGGUUCCCGGGACCAUUCGGACUGAGCACGGCUACUUCUUACAACAAGACAUCGCCCAGAUAGGCACCGGCUUCUUCGGCAUGUCGAAGAUCGAGGCCUCCAAAUUGGAUCCCCAGCAGCGAAUGUUACUGGAGGUGGUGUGGGAGUGUAUGGAGAACGCGGGCCAGACCGAUUGGCAAGGAACUAAUAUUGGCUGCUAUGUGGGCAAUUUCGGUGAAGACUGGCUAGACCUGGCCAGUAAGGACACUCUGGCCAUUGACCGGUACCGUGUGAUGGGGACGGGGGACUUUGCGCUGGCCAACAAUGUCUCCUACCAGUAUGACCUGAGGGGCCCCAGCGUGGUCUUUCGGACGGGUUGUUCAUCGUCCAUGGUUGCCCUUCAUGAAGCGUGCCAGGCACUCUAUUCCGGGGAAUGUCUCUCUGCCAUCGUCGCAGGGACUAGUCUGAUUAUCACACCCACAAUGUCAAUCACGACCUCCGUCAAUAUGGUGCUAUCUCCCAGUGGAAUGUGCAGAACAUUCGACGAGAACGCGGACGGCUAUGGCCGAGGAGAGGCUAUCAAUGCCAUUUUCAUCAAGCGUCUCGAUGCGGCCAUGCGGGACGGCGAUCCCAUCCGUGCGGUUAUUCGAUCAACGUCCGUCAACUGCGAUGGAAAAACUCCGAGCAUAUCUACACCCAGAUCCCAGGCACAAGAACGAUUGAUCCGCAGAACGUACCACAAAGCUGGAAUCGAGGACAUCGACAAGACAGCAUUUUUUGAAUGUCACGGCACAGGCACCGCAGUGGGAGACGUGGCGGAGACCUCGGUGGUGGCCGAGAUCUUCGGCAAAGACCGCAUCUACAUAGGCGCGGUCAAGCCCAAUGUUGGUCACUCGGAAGGUGCCUCUGGCAUUACGAGUAUCAUCAAAUGUGCCCUCGCUUUAGAAAAUAGGACUAUACCUCCGAAUGUGUUCUUCGAGGAGCUCAAUUCGAAGACCAUUUCAUGGCCAAGCGACCGACAUGAAAGAGUUAGUAUGAACUCCUUUGGUAUUGGAGGCACCAAUGCACACGUUGUGAUCGACUCUGCCGCCUCGAUCCGUGGCCAACGACCCGCGAACAAGACGGAUGCGAGCCUGAGAAAUGAAGUGGCUCAUCUAUUACUACACUCCGCUAAAAGUUCCAAAUCACUGGAUGGCAACGUCCAGAAUGCCUGUGAUUACUUCGAAGCUUACCCAGCGCUUAGUGGUAAUAUGGCUUACACCCUGGGGUUCCACAGGGAACAGCUACCCCAUCGGGCGUUUUCUAUAGUGGGUGCGGAUGGAGCUCUGACUACAGUCGCUCGGUCUCGAGUCACGAGUCGGGAGAUUGUGUUCAUCUUCAGCGGUCAAGGGGCCCAGUGGCCUGGAAUGGGAAGAGAGCUUCUGCGAAGAUCACCCCAAUUCCAAGCAGACAUUCGUGCCCUCGAUCGGCACUUGCAGCAACUUCCAAACGCAACUGGGUGGUCCAUUGAAGAACUUCUCAAUUGCGACGAUGUCGACCGGAUGAGUGCAUCAAGGCUAGCCCAGCCGCUUUGUACAGCAGUUCAGAUCGCAGAAACAGCAAUCACAAUUGCAUACCGCCGUGGGCAAGCUGUUGAUACAGCAAACUCUAGAGGUGCUAUGGCGGUGGUCGGGCUGGGUAUCGAGGAGGCGAAAUCAUUCCUCAAAGAAGGAGUGGUCAUCGCAUGUGACAACAGCCCCAAAAGUGUCACGCUUUCUGGUGACAAGGAGCUGCUGGAGGAGAUCAUUCGAGACCUGGAGACCAAGGAGGUCUUUUGUCGUCGCCUGGCCGUCAACGUUGCAUAUCACUCCCAUCAUAUGAUAUCAGUUGGCGAAGCUUAUGAGCGACUGUUGGGCAAUUUGAUGUUCAGCACCACCAUGACCAUUAUGGAACCCGGGCAACUCACUGCUGCAUACUGGCGACAGAACUUAGAGUCUCCGAACCUGCUGAGCACUCACUCAGGGCCUCAUUCUUUCGCGCCUUUACGCCACAUUAUAUCUCAGGUGGAAGAGAAACAGCGACCAGAAUAUACGCCGACUUUAGUCAGAGGCAAAGAGCCCUGGGAAUGCCUCCUGAGGACAGCCGGCCACCUACACAUACUUAUUCCUCGGGCGAAGGUCCUUACGGACCUCCCACCCGAGACUCGGAUGGCGCACGACUGGCGGUUACGCGAAACGCGGCAUCACGAAUUGCUGGGGUCGCGAUGCCUCGAAUCCACUGAUGUAGAGCCUGUUUGGAGAAACCUGCUGCAACUGGAUAAUGUCGUGUUUCCUUGUGCAGCAUAUGUCGCCAUGGCGGGUGAAGCAGUCCGCCAAGUAUCGAAUAGCGAUGAUUACACCAUUCAAAACCUCUUUAUUAGAGCUGCCUUGGUUCUUUCCGGUAACGAACCCGAAGGAAUCGAACUCAUCACAAGUCUUCGUCCUCACAAGCUGGCGGAUAAUCACGGGGUCUGGACCAAACAUUGUGUGGGGCAAGUCCGCGCUGGGUCCAUUCGCAGACACCCGGACACGCAAAUCCAAGCUUACUUACGAGAAGUGUCUUCGGAAAAAUGGUAUGCUGCACUGGAAGCUCGAGGAUUAGAGUACGGAGCCCAUUUCCGGGGACUCCGCAAGAUCACUGCGAGCCCAUCAAGCAGCCACAGCGAUAACUACUAUGUGAGCGAGUAUGCUCUCCACCCCAUUCUCAUUGAUCAGUGUCUGCAGCUCUUGAGCGUGGCGGCCACACAGGGUAUUAGUCAUCGUAUGACUCGAUUGUAUCUCUAUGUUGCUCACGCGCGCGAUACUAUGCAACUGAAUGUUUCGUGUGACAUGACCGGUGGAAUGAUGACCGGGGAGGCCUUCCUCGCGUGUCAGGAUCGUGUGGUUCUCUCCAUGCAGCACGCAACAUUCUUUGGUGUUUCGGAGUCUGCUCUUGAGGAUACGCCGGCACCGCCGCUGUCAACCAUUGAAUGGAGACCGUACGUUGAUUUCACGCCACUCGAUACUUUAUUGCCUCCUAUUGAGAAGGGCCUAUUCCCAGGAAAGCUGUUGGCAGAACUUUUUGGAUUGUUCGUCGUCGAGACCUUUCACAGAACACGUUCGGCUUGCCCCAAACAAGACCACCUGAAGAAAUACCUCUCUUGGAUUGAGAAAACCCAUACUCAAAUUUGUGAUCGCAAUUCCAACCUUGUUCCAGAGAUCGGGGACAAAUUUGCCAAUAACCCGACUGCACGAUGGCCCUACCUCGAGGCGUCAUUGCGCAAAUCGCAUCCCCCAUCAAUUGCUGACCCACUUGCACUUGCUGAGAGGAUCCUUUCGAACAUUACCGAGAUUCUCGAGAAUCAAGUCAACCCGCUGGAGCUACUGAUGCAGGAUGACGGACUUCAGCAUCUGUAUGCCAACAUGCCCUCGAUCACGCGGUGGGAGGAGUAUCUGGCAGCACUCGCGCAUUCGAAGCCGACAUUGCGCGUAUUAGAGAUUGGGGGCGGCACCGGUGGGACCACCUCCGCUGUACUCGAUGGCCUCUCAAGGGCAUCGGGACCAAACAAAGGCAGGAUGUACGAUAAGUACACUUUUACCGACAUUUCAGCGGCCUUCCUCGCACCAGCAAAAGAAAGGUUCAAACAGCAUGCAGGGAUGGAAUAUCGAACGCUGGAUAUAUCUAAAGAUCCCCGGGAGCAAGAAUACGAGAGCGAGAGCUACGACUUGGUGAUCGCAUCAAAUGUCCUGCACGCAACCCCUAACAUUCUCGAGUCUUUGAAAAACGUCAGGCAGCUUCUGGCACCCCAGGGCCGCUUGUUGCUUCAGGAGUUGAGUCAUGAUGUUACUAUAUUUGAUUACAUCAUGGGCGCUCUACCAAGUUGGUGGCUUGCAAAUGAUGGGCGCGAACGCCCCUACCUCAGCCCGGAGCAAUGGCAUCAUGCCCUGCUGGAAGCAGGUUUUACGGGCACCGAUGUCGUGCGCUUGGAUAAUGAGGCCCCUUAUCAUGUUAACGCAAAUAUGCUGUCGAGAGUCUCGUCGCCAAGGGCAAGUGAGAGGGGGGCGCUAGGUCUCCUUUAUCAUGACCCCAUCCCCAAAUGGGCUCGUCAACUUGAGACUCAACUUCUUCUACAUGGUUGGGAUGUCCAAUGGCUCGCUCUAGGCACCACUCCAGCAGAGUCCACGGAUGUCAUCUCUCUGUUGGAUGUAGAAAGCCCAUUUUUACACACCAUCACUCGCGAGAAUUACGACAAUUUCCAAAAGUCGGUCGUUUCCCUUCGAGGACACCUAAUAUGGCUGACAAGACCAAUUCACCCGCUGUAUGGCCUGAAGCUCGAUCCGCGAUACGCUCUGGUAUCUGGAUUGAUGAGAGUCCUUCGCCAGGACAUUGGUGUUAAGGCCAUGACUAUUGAGCUCGAUGAAUUCGACGACGAUGCCAUCCGAGGUGUUCUCGGCGUCCUCGACGCGAUCAAAGCUCACGGGGAAGAGACUCGCUAUGAGUUUGAUCAUGAGUUCGCACUGCAUGAUGGAUUGAUACACGUUCCGCGUUUCGGAUGGCACUCUACGGAACAUGCUAUGAGCUCGGUACAGAGCUGCGUUCCGAGAGCCAUGGAUGUGAAGUGCUUUGGUAUCCUCGACUCUCUCGACUCAAUCGUAUGGCAAUUCGCCAAUCCACCCCAGGCCCUUGGGGCAGACGAGGUGGAAAUUGACAUCAAGUUCGUUGGGUUAAACUUUCGGGAUAUAAUGAUCAGCAUGGGCUUGAUGGGCUCCACCGAUGAAAUCGGCAUUGAUGGCAGCGGGAUCGUGCGCAAAGUUGGAUCCGCCGUGGCUACGCUGCAGGUGGGGGAGUCUGUGGUACUGUCAGGAACGGGGUUGAUGUGCACACGCAAGGUGCUGCCCGCCGACUUUUGUUACCGAAUUCCAACCCAGAUGAACUUGGCCGACGCCGCUGCAACGCCAUGCAUCUUCUUGACCGCGAUGUACUCGUUGGUAACCGUGGCAGACAUACAGCCUGGUCAGUCGGUGUUAAUACACAGCGCCUGCGGUGGCGUUGGACUUGCUUCUAUUCAGAUCUGUCGGAUGCUAGGCGCUGAAGUUUAUGUCACGGCAGGAAGUCCGGAGAAGAGACAGUACUUGAUGGACCACUGUGCUAUCUCCGAGGACCACAUCUUCGAUUCACGCAGCACAUCUUUUGUCUCGGGCAUCAUGGAGCGCACCAAGAAUCGAGGUGUCGACGUCGUAUUGAAUUCCCUGGCAGGCGAGCUGUUACACGCCUCUUGGAGAUGCGUCGCUGCGUAUGGCAAGAUGGUUGAACUGGGGAAACGAGACUUCCUCGGCCACGGCAAGCUGGACAUGGACAUGUUCGGCGGGAAUCGCGCCUUUUUUGGGGUGGAUUUGUUCAAGCUAGGACUGGAACGCCCUGAUGUUGUUCGUGAGACAAUGUCUAAGCUAAUGAAACUACAUGAAGAUCGAACGUUGCAGCCAAUUCAACCAGUCAAUAUGUUCGACGCGGCAGAUGCUGUUAGAGCCUUUCGACUGAUGCAAACUGGACAGCAUAUUGCAAAAUUCAGCGCUUUGUUCCGAUCUGACGUAGCUUAUCUUCUCGUCGGAGGCUUGGGAGGCCUCGGCCGCGCGAUUGCUACCUCGAUGGUUGAGAGGGGGGCACGCAACUUUGUGUUUCUGUCUCGCUCAGGCUCAAGCGCGCUUAUCGUCAGAUCAUUUAUCGAGGACCUGAAGGCGCAGGCUGAAUGCGAGGUUACGGUCAUUCAAGGGACUGUUGUCAACCUGGAUGACGUUGAUCGCGCCGUGCGAUGCUCACCAAAACCUCUAGCGGGUGUGAUCCAAAUGUCCAUGGUUCUUCAGAAUCAAUCAUUCGCCGAGAUGACGUUCGAUGAAUGGACCCAGGUGCUUCAGCCGAAAGUGGACGGAACGUGGAAUCUCCAUCAGGCCACCAAGACCCUGCCACUUGACUUCUUCAUCCUUUUUAGUUCGAUCAGUGGACUGUGUGGUAUGACAGGUCAAGCCAACUACGCCGCUGCGAACACCUAUCUGGACGCCUUCGUUCAUUUCCGCCGAGCCCAGAAUCUUCCUGCUCAUACAUUGGAUACACUCGCCGAGAAGUCCCAGCGGACUAUGGAACUCAAUCGAACUCUGCGCUUGCAGGUAUUGAGCGAGCGGGAUCUUUUACAGGUCCUAGAACUCGCGGUUCUCAACGGACCCCCUCAGGUUGCCCUUGGGAUUAGUACGAGUGCCCCUUCUACGGAAGGCAUUGCGAAACCUUGGUGGGCCAGAGACAUCCGGUUUGCAGCCUGGAGCCAUCUUUCAAAUACCGAGGGCCCAGACUUAGGUGAACAGGGAGACAAGCUCCGUUACUUCCUCGCCGAGAUUGACAAAGAUCCAUCCAUCCUCAACCAUCCAGAUACCGAGAACCAAUUCACUUACGAGCUGCGGAAGAUGAUUGCGACCCACAUGUCUUACCCAGAGGACAUGGAACUGGCAGAACUGGCUGCUAUCGCCAUAGACUCGCUCAUGGCGAUUGAGAUUCGAAGUUGGUUCCGCCGUCACUUCAAAGUCGAAAUCUCCCUGCUUGAGAUCGCGAACGCGGGGACCGUAGGGGGACUCGGCAAAGCAACGAUGAGAAUUCUCCGCGCCAAGUAUGCCUCCGAGGAGCUGAAGCCUGGUGAUGCAGGUGCCCUGCUUGAUGCCGAUCGUGGCAAGACGGGCGAUGUCGAGAGCCGUGUUUUACUCACUGGCGCGACUGGGUUUCUCGGGGCUUACCUCCUCUCCUUACUGCAAGUGAUGUGUCUUGUAGGAGCUUCCGAUGCCGAAACGGGUCUUUCGCGAAUCAAGAAGGCGUUUCAUGAGUAUGGCCUCCAGCCCGAUUUGGAGUCCAAGUUGAAGGCGGUUCCCGGGGAUCUCGUUGAUCCCAUGCUAGGUCUCGGAGCGGAGCAGUAUGCAGAGCUCGCCCAAUUGGCGAGUGUGGUGUUUCACUUGGGCGCGGUGGUUGAUUGGACUCUGCCUUACUCAUACCACCGAGACGUCAAUGUCAUGGGCCUGUACCAUCUACUUCGUUUUGCCAACACCGGUCGUCUGAAGCCAUUCCAUCAUACUUCCUCGAUCAGUGCGUGGGGUACGGUCAUUCAUCUCACGGGCGCGAUGGUUCCCGAGGAUGAGCGACCAACUUUUGACCCGGAGGCUCUCAAACAGCUGUUUGGCUAUGCGCAAAGCAAGGUUGUCGCCGAACAGGUGGCCUGGAACGCGAUUGCCAACGGCUUCCCCGUCACCAUCCACCGACCCGGCUAUGUCACUGCUCAUACGUCCGACUUGGUGAAUUAUCUGAUGAGCAGUUGCAUACGCCUGGGCAGCUAUCCGGCUGCGCCUAACAUCCGCAAUCAAUUCACUCCGGUUGACUUUUGUUGCUCGGCUCUUUUGCGCCUUGGCCAUGCGUUCAACAUCGUGCGGCCAGACCAGAAGACCUUCGAGCUGCUGAGUUGCGAAUGCUCCUCUUCACUCCGCCGCUUGCCGACGGCCGAAUGGAUCGAAGAAUUCCGACAAGGCGCGGAUCCGCGACUGAGGCAGGGUUCGUCCAUGAUGAUCGAUACAUUGCACGAGUUUAUCAACUUCUGGAGGCUCGAUGCUGGCACGAAUGCAUACUUUGACACACGGAAGCUUCGAGAAGCGUUGGAGGACAUGGGUGAGCUGAUGCAUACCUAUUUCCGUGCUUGGGCUAAAUUAUAG